AUGCCAGCUUAUAAACCCAAGGACGAGCCGACAGACGAAACAAAAGAUGAUAUUGCUACAAAGCCCACACAAACUACGACUCACGAUGUCGUGUUUGGAGAAAUCACAGAAGACGGGCCAAACUACCGCAAUGUUGGUUUUCUAGGAACUGUGAUUCUGAUGAUGAAGUCUCAGAUUGGAUUGGGAAUUCUCUCCAUUCCGAGUGCCUUCGAUGCCCUGGGGAUUGUUCCAGGCGUGAUUUGCCUACUUGCCAUCGGUGGGAUCACUACGUGGUCUGAUUAUGUGAUUGGUACCUUCAAACUAAACCAUCGGGAGGUUUAUGGUAUCGAUGAUGCUGGAGCCUUGAUGUUUGGCCCAAUUGGUCGUUGGGUGCUGUCCGUUGUAUUCUGCCUGUACUAUAUAUUUGUCAGCGCCUCUGGUAUACUUGGAAUUAGCAUCGGGUUAAACUCGGUUUCUACUCAUGGUAUAUGCACUGCGGCUUUCGCUGCCAUUGCCGCCAUACUUGGAUUCGCUACUAGUAGUGUGAGAACACUGGGUCGUAUCACCUGGCUUGCAUGGGUCGGCUUGCCAUGCAUUCUCGCGGCAGUUCUGACCGUGUCUAUCGCCGUUGGCGUCCAAGACCGCCCUCCCUCUGCACUGCAGACUCGGACGCCCUGGUCCUCGGAUUUCAAGAUCAUUGGUAAUCCAUCCUUUGUCAAGGGUAUUACCGCGAUCUCUAAUCUCACAUUUGCGUUCUCGGGCACACCUGGGUUUUUCGCUAUUGUAUCGGAGAUGCGCAACCCUCGCCAAUACACACCAGCCUUGCUUAUCUGCCAGGCCUGCGUGAGUUCCAUCUACACAGCCAUUGCCUGCGUUAUUUAUUACUACUGCGGCUCCUAUGUUGCCUCGCCAGCUCUGGGCUCAGCUGGCGGGGUGGUGAAGCAAAUUGCCUAUGGCGUUUCCUUGCCAGGGUUGGUCGUUACCACGACGAUUGUCAUACAUAUACCUGCAAAGUACAUCUUUGUCCACCUUCUCCGUGGAUCUCCACAUCUGAAUAGCAACACCCCAACUCACUGGCUUUCCUGGCUUGGUUGUACCUUCACCGUCACCGUGAUUGCGUACAUUAUUGCCAGCACAAUUCCUGCCUUUGAUGCUCUGGUCUCCCUAAUUGGAGCCUUGCUUGGAACGAUUCUAUGUUUCCAACCUUACGGUUGUAUGUGGCUGUAUGACAAUUGGGCUACGGGUAGAGACAAGUCGAGAACGUGGCUGCCCAUGGUUUGCUUUAGUGUCUUCGUGAUAGCAUUUGGAUGCUUUUUGACAGUUGCUGGCACCUAUGGAACAGUAGUUGGGAUUAUCAACUCCUACGCCGAGUCCGGCGGGUCGGCUGCUUUCUCUUGUGCGGACAACUCAAAUUCUACUUGA
Messenger RNA from Penicillium hordei, 1401 nucleotides. RefSeq lists its product as uncharacterized. Gene Ontology annotation, cellular component: vacuolar membrane. Gene Ontology annotation, biological process: amino acid transmembrane transport. The transcript has 5 exons. Lineage: Eukaryota; Fungi; Ascomycota; Eurotiomycetes; Eurotiales; Aspergillaceae. The record is from RefSeq and is a predicted model, not a curated record. The coding region runs from base 1 to 1401 and encodes 466 amino acids. Gene Ontology annotation, molecular function: amino acid transmembrane transporter activity.